AUGCCAAACUCAGUAACGAAUGCGACAAGUAACAGAGAAGAAAGAAGAAUUAGUCAAAUUCAGGGACUUCCGCCGGACGAUGUUAAAAAAGCUACGGACCAAUGGUCGGACGAGGGGAGGCCCCACAAAGCUUGUCCAUCAUUGACCAAAAGGGAAGGAUUGUCAACCCCCCGCCGUGUAAGUUUCAGAGCAUCGCCGCGUCAUUGCCUCUCGCGCCGUCAUUCUAGGCCCCUGAUCCUUUUGCUUCAUUCGUUUAUCCUUCCCGCUGCCCCCUUGGCUCAAUUUUGUCCUCCUCUCUCUCUCUCUUUCUUUUCUUUCCUUCUUCCUCUAUCCUACAAUGCUAUCGAUCUAUUUACGCGUCAUCUCGUCUUCGCCGGCGCGAUGGCCAUACCCAGUUGUUCGAGAUGGCGCCUGCGACCAAUUGGUCUCCUCUACCUGUUUUACCUCGUGGGAUUUAUGAGCUUCGCUUGUAUUGUCGCUAUCUGGUAUGGCGUCAAUUCCGACCGAGACUAUAUUCAUCCGCUUUUGACCCAACUCAUCCCCGCCGGACACUGUGCGUGCCAAACUUCGACCACCUUCCAGUGCUCCACCUGCCUGUCAUGCUCCGAACAUAGUCUUGUCCCGCAGCUUACCUCCGCCCCGAAAUGGGAAUUUAACUCGGAUCGCGAUUCAAAUAAUGAGGGUCUCAGUACACCUCAGUGCAAGGCCGCAUUCCCGGGACUCUACGAAGACGUCUUCCGCGCCGAGAGCUUUUGGCGGUCCCAAGGCGCUCUUGCGACCGAGGACCUGGAUCGCAUUCCCUUAGGAUUCGGUAUGGUUCGCGCGUUUAUUUCUCGCGGCGAGCUGUAUGUGGUUGCGGCGCGGGCAAAGCAAGAGGACCAUCGACGAAAAAUUGUAGCGGCAUUGAGUUCCAUCCAUCGCGCGCUGGUCGCGGAUUCCGACCGAGCUACUCGCCGCGACAUCGAGUUUGUUUUCUCAGUGGAGGAUAAGGUCGAAGAUGUCACGAGCUCCGACAAUCCUGUCUGGGUUCUUGCACGUUCUGCAGCCGAGCAAGGCGUCUGGCUGAUGCCGGACUUUGGGUUCUGGGCGUGGGAUAACCCGCGGAACUCGAUUGGACCCUUUGAUCAAGUCGUCGAACGUGUCAAGAGAGCCGAUAUUCCGUGGUCGCAGAAAACCCCGCAGUUGGUUUGGCGCGGCAAACCAAGUUUCGCGCCGAAGCUGCGCCGCGCGUUGAUGGAUGCCGCUCGGGAUAAGCCGUGGGGUGACGUCAAGCAAGUGAACUGGUUUGAGCGGACGAAUAUCAUGUCGAUGGAAGAUCACUGCCGAUAUAUGUUUAUCGCACACGUUGAAGGCCGAUCAUAUUCCGCUUCAUUGAAGUACCGUCAGGCCUGUAACUCAGUAAUCGUGGCGCAUAAACUACAGUAUAUCCAACACCAUCACUAUCUUCUCGUACCGGACGGCCCGAAUCAAAACUACAUUGAGGUUGAGCGAGACUUCAGCGAUCUUGAGAGCAAGAUUGAGCCUCUCCUCGACGACCCGAGUACGGCCCAGCGGAUUGCCAACAACAGCGUGCGCACCUUCCGUGAGCGCUAUUUGACGAAGGCCGCCGAAGCAUGCUACUGGCGUCAGCUUUUCGAGGGAUACGGACACGUCUGGAACAGCAGUGUCCCGGUGUGGUCCGACGUGUAUCAGCGGGAACGAGGUCUCCGAUACGAGUCGUUCAUCUUGUUGGAUAGUCAAAUGAUGUUUGAUUUCAGCGCGACGGGCGGCAUGCCAUAA
Molecule: messenger RNA, 1779 nt
Organism: Aspergillus oryzae RIB40
Lineage: Eukaryota; Fungi; Ascomycota; Eurotiomycetes; Eurotiales; Aspergillaceae
Exons: 2
Coding region: 1-1779 (592 amino acids)
Source: RefSeq, a predicted model, not a curated record